Exophiala xenobiotica is the source of this 1644-nucleotide messenger RNA. RefSeq lists its product as uncharacterized. Bases 142 to 1557 code for a protein of 471 amino acids. Gene Ontology annotation, molecular function: zinc ion transmembrane transporter activity. Lineage: Eukaryota; Fungi; Ascomycota; Eurotiomycetes; Chaetothyriales; Herpotrichiellaceae. The transcript has a single exon. Gene Ontology annotation, biological process: zinc ion transport; transmembrane transport; intracellular zinc ion homeostasis. The record is from RefSeq and is a predicted model, not a curated record. Gene Ontology annotation, cellular component: membrane; Golgi apparatus.
CGUUUGUCUCCGCGAAACGCGACCUCCUGCAUUCAAGACGACCAUUAUCUGCCACCAACGACCAUUGUCUGUGAAGAGGCACAGGCCUCACAUUCCUUUCUACCACGCUGCUACAACUGCCAAGUCAGCGGCCUCUACACCAUGGCAAGCAGCAUGCCUAUCCCGAUUCCUCCUCGCACUCCCACCCCUCCGCCUGAAGAGCCACCCUCUCCUCAUUCCCACCCUGUCCCAGAUCCAGAGACACCCUUCGACAACAAUAGUCUGUCGCCUUUGCAUGCGGAGCGAGAAAACAUGACCUCCUUAGGCGGAGCUCUAUCUUCUCCCGUCAGUCCUCUAAAACAAAGCACCAAUGGAUCCGGUGUCUUCAACUUCCAGCCAGCGGCCAUGGCCAAGUCGCCCGUCAUCAAGUCCAACAUUGGGCAAAGACGUGGUCACAAAUACAAACACAGCAGCGUCUCACACCAGAUCUUCCUCGAGCCUCCUCAACGGGCUCCCUUAGCGCUACCAAACUCCCUUCCAAUCCCUACUUUUGCGGAGUGUCGAGCAAGCAUGACCAAAGAUCAAAAGAUUCGUUUCUAUUGGAGCAUUUGUCACAUGGCGGUUGCAGGCUACACGGCGUGGAACUCUCACGGUUCGGCAGCAAUGGAGGCUUUGUCACAUCUGAUCUUCUACGACUCCUUGGGCGCGCUGUUGUGUGUCUUUGUGGAGAUUUUCUCGAAUUUUGAGGUCUGGGGAAGGUCGAGCGUCAGACAUCCAUUCGGGUUGCAGCGCAUGGAAGUCAUUGCCGGAUUUGCCUUGUCCGUCCUGUUGAUCUUCUUUGGGUUCGAUUUGAUAUCGCACAAUGCGAAGCAUGCCCUGGAGGGUAUCGGCCAUGAACCACACCACCCACACAGCCACCAGCGUAUCACAACGGGCACAAUUGACUUGACCGCCCUGCUCGCUCUGGUCUCUACCUUGAUAUCAGCUGUUGGGUUGCAGAAUCACGCUCGCAUUGGCAAGGCGAUGAGGUUUGCCGCUAUGGAGAACUUGCCAUCCCUGUUGAGCAAUCCGUCCCAUUUUCUCACGCUAUCCUGUUCUGCUACCAUGCUCAUGCUUCCUCUGCUGUCCUUGCACACGUACGAAUGGGUGGAUAAGAUCCUCUCCCUGAGCAUUGCGCUGAGCAUGCUUUUUCUCGGUGUACAUCUGGGACGAAAUGUGGGAGCCAUGUUGCUCAUGUCCCUUCCUUCGAAGUCGGCCGACGUUGCAGAAGUUGUUAAGGCCAUCGAAGCUCAACCACUGGUCCACAGUGUGGAGCAAGCCAAAUUCUGGCAGGCACAUUACGGGAUGGGUAUGGCAAAUCUACGUUUGAGGGUCGUUGGAACAGAGGAGAAUCUGGUGAGGCUGAGGGAAACCAUUACAAGCAUCAUCCGAAAUAGGCUGAGUGGAGGAUAUGGGUCAGGGAGUAGUGGUCAGAAGUGGGAGGUCAGUGUUCAAUUCAACGUGGACACGGACAGUGCCAUCUCUCAGAGUCAUGCUCAUUUCUCGCCCGGGCCGGGAUGGACAUCGGGAUUCGACUGAAACGAGGCCGAGUUCCCUGAUUCUAUAAAGCUGUAAUGAUUGAUGACUGUACAAUACAAGACGAGAAGGCUCUGAUGAUACAUGCAG